This is a messenger RNA of Saccharomyces cerevisiae S288C, 939 nucleotides long. It is a transcript of the gene GCY1, whose product is annotated as glycerol 2-dehydrogenase (NADP(+)) GCY1. Lineage: Eukaryota; Fungi; Ascomycota; Saccharomycetes; Saccharomycetales; Saccharomycetaceae. Gene Ontology annotation, biological process: cellular response to oxidative stress; D-xylose catabolic process; arabinose catabolic process. The transcript has a single exon. Gene Ontology annotation, cellular component: cytoplasm. Gene Ontology annotation, molecular function: glycerol 2-dehydrogenase (NADP+) activity; oxidoreductase activity; aldose reductase (NADPH) activity. Bases 1 to 939 code for a protein of 312 amino acids. The record is from RefSeq and is marked reviewed.
AUGCCUGCUACUUUACAUGAUUCUACGAAAAUCCUUUCUCUAAAUACUGGAGCCCAAAUCCCUCAAAUAGGUUUAGGUACGUGGCAGUCGAAAGAGAACGAUGCUUAUAAGGCUGUUUUAACCGCUUUGAAAGAUGGCUACCGACACAUUGAUACUGCUGCUAUUUACCGUAAUGAAGACCAAGUCGGUCAAGCCAUCAAGGAUUCAGGUGUUCCUCGGGAAGAAAUCUUUGUUACUACAAAGUUAUGGUGUACACAACACCACGAACCUGAAGUAGCGCUGGAUCAAUCACUAAAGAGGUUAGGAUUGGACUACGUAGACUUAUAUUUGAUGCAUUGGCCUGCCAGAUUAGAUCCAGCCUACAUCAAAAAUGAAGACAUCUUGAGUGUGCCAACAAAGAAGGAUGGUUCUCGUGCAGUGGAUAUCACCAAUUGGAAUUUCAUCAAAACCUGGGAAUUAAUGCAGGAACUACCAAAGACUGGUAAAACUAAGGCCGUUGGAGUCUCCAACUUUUCUAUAAAUAACCUGAAAGAUCUAUUAGCAUCUCAAGGUAAUAAGCUUACGCCAGCUGCUAACCAAGUCGAAAUACAUCCAUUACUACCUCAAGACGAAUUGAUUAAUUUUUGUAAAAGUAAAGGCAUUGUGGUUGAAGCUUAUUCUCCGUUAGGUAGUACCGAUGCUCCACUAUUGAAGGAACCGGUUAUCCUUGAAAUUGCGAAGAAAAAUAACGUUCAACCCGGACACGUUGUUAUUAGCUGGCACGUCCAAAGAGGUUAUGUUGUCUUGCCAAAAUCUGUGAAUCCCGAUCGAAUCAAAACGAACAGGAAAAUAUUUACUUUGUCUACUGAGGACUUUGAAGCUAUCAAUAACAUAUCGAAGGAAAAGGGCGAAAAAAGGGUUGUACAUCCAAAUUGGUCUCCUUUCGAAGUAUUCAAGUAA